CUACAUCCCGCGACGGCGGAGUAGGGGGCAAGGACGUGUGGAAAAAUGCAGUGGGAUUAUGUUUCGUUGGAGCAUUUUACAAGCAGUAAAUAAAACGGCCCAGAGAAAUGCGUAGGCUGCUCGGCCCAUGCACGGUGGGGUGUAUCCCAGGCCCACUGCCGUCUCGGGAAAGGGAGGGGAGGGGAGAGGAGGGGGCGAGGGAGGGGUCAAUUGCCCAGAUAUAUAGGCAGGUGGCGCCUGCCACUAUUCGGUGGGAGGGUAGAGCGAGGUGCGAUUCUUCACAUAUCGUAGACAUCAGGGAGAGUGCUACGUCCAGUCGCCCGCACCAACCACCUCGCCUGGGUGCCCUGUGUGGCCAGCAAUCGAAGUACUGCAUAUGGGCAGUAGUGACAUUAUUUCUCUCCUCCCCUUCUCUUUUGCCACAAUGGCAAGCACUCACUAUUCGUCCUCUGCGCAGUAGUGCCCUCUGUGGGACAGCUGGCCGCUGCACAUGUUGUUCCUUACGCGAGCGACACGUUCCGACAAUUGCCAGCAUUUCUCUCCCGCAUCUCGGGAUGCACAGCACAAACGAUCCCAGUCCAAGCGCCGCUCGUCGGGUGGGGGUGAAGAUGUGAGCCAUCAGCGGACUAUGCAGAAUGCAAGCAGCGACUGCAUACAUUACUGGGACGCCGGGAGGACAUGCCUGCU
Messenger RNA from Linderina pennispora, 687 nucleotides. RefSeq lists its product as uncharacterized. The transcript has a single exon. NCBI's taxonomy places the organism in Eukaryota, Fungi, Kickxellomycota, Kickxellomycetes, Kickxellales, Kickxellaceae. The record is from RefSeq and is a predicted model, not a curated record. The coding region runs from base 108 to 614 and encodes 168 amino acids.